UGCUAUCUCCCAACCAGAGCGGGCCGUUCCAGAGACGAGACAGGCGGAAAAAGACGGGAUUGGCCUGUCGCCUCCGCCAAUCAUCGCCCUAAGACCCAGAACCUCACCCCGCGGGGAAUGUAACUCAGAGCUCGGGAAGCGCCCGCGGGAGGAGACAUCUUCCUGGGAGAAGCGAAAGGAGCUGCUGCCUUUCGUCGUCUCUGCGACCUGCCCACCUGCUCUUUUUGCAAGGAUGAGGGGGCUGCUCCGAGGCUCCGUUUCCACCUGCAGGGUGAUUCUGACGGUCGCCAUCCUGUGCUGCUGCUGCCCUAACAGAGCAGCUUCUUCAGAUAACAAUCUUUUCACCAUCCGGCAUGAAAAGUCUAAUAAGUGCAUCCAAGUUAAAAGCCAGCACCUAAUAUUAGGAGAUUGUAAGGAGGCAGACGAGAGCUUAUGGACCUGGGUCUCUCAACAUCGCCUUUUUAAUUUGGGAUCCCAAAAGUGCCUUGGACUAGAGACUGUGAAGUCUACAAAUACCUUAAAAAUGUUUGCUUGUGACUCGGAUCUCAAUUUGUGGUGGCGCUGUGUAGGUGAUUCCAUCCUUUCCACAUCUCAGAACAAACUAGCAUUAAAGAAUGGAGUCCUCGCUGUAAGCCUAAACUCUUCUGAUGCUUGGAGGAGAAGCAAUUCCAGCGAUACGAUUUGUAAAUUUCCAUAUAGUGAAAGUUAUACCAGGGAUGGGAAUGCCUAUGGAAAACCUUGUGCAUUUCCUUUCUUACUUAAUAAUACAUGGUAUCAUGAUUGCAUUCACAAUGAGAGGUAUGCAGGAGGUAAAUGGUGUUCCACAACUACUUACUUCAAUCAAGAUGGACAAUGGGGCUUCUGCUUAAAAAGAGAGGAUGGCUGUCAAAAUACAUGGGAACAGUUUAAAGAUUCUGGAAAUUGUUAUCAGUUAAACACACAGGCCGCCCUUUCUUGGAAAGCAGCAUACCUCUCAUGUAAGAAGCAAGGGAGUGAUUUGGUCAGCAUCACAACUUCAUCCGAGUUAAAUUAUAUCCGAGCUAAAGAUGGUAUUGCAGAAAUAUUUUGGAUUGGAUUAAAUCAGUUGGAUGUUUCUGGAGGCUGGCAGUGGUCAGAUCAUACUCCAUUGAGCUUCGUGAACUGGAAUUCAGAGAUGCAGGAUAUAACUCCACUAGAGGGAAAUGAUUGUGCAGCUAUGAAUGCUGACACAGGUGACUGGAAGAGUUAUCCCUGUGAUACUCCACUUCCUUAUGUCUGCAAGAAACAAGUUAAUGACAGUCAACCAGAUUUCCCAGAUACUCCGAACAAUGUUGAGACUCAGUGUGAAUCUGGCUGGUAUGCGAACAAUGGAUUUUGCUAUAUGCUAAAGAACAACAUUGCUUCGUGGAAUGAUUCAUAUCAGUUAUGCAAUGAACUCAAUAGUAGCCUGAUCAGUAUACAUUCCUUAGCAGAUGUUGAAUUAGUUAUUACAAAACUCCAUAAUGAUACGAAAGACAAAAUAUGGAUAGGAUUAAUAAAUAAAGACAUUCCAGCCUUGUUUAAGUGGUCAGAUGAUUCCAAAGUAGUAUUUACAUACUGGGAUCAGAAUGAACCAAAGGUUUCCUUCAAAGACCUUCCAAAUUGUGUCUCCUAUUCCGGAAAGUUUGGCCGAUGGAACAUCCUACCUUGUAACAAUAAACUUAAGUUUGUGUGUAUGAAAAAAGGAAAAGUUUUAGAGGAACAAAAAUCUGAUAAAGAUUGUUCCCCAAGUAAGGAAUGGAAGAAACAUGGAGAUUAUUGCUAUAGGAUUGACAAGAAUGAAGUCUUCUUUGGAAGUGUUUGCAAUCUUACUAUAGCAAACAGAUUUGAACAAGAAUUUAUAAAUAAUUUAAUCAGAAUGGAUAAUAAAGUUGAAGAAAAGUACUUCUGGACUGGCUUGCAAGAUAUCAGCUCAUCAGGAGAGUAUAGAUGGGGAAGUGUGGAUGGAAAUAAUGACCUACUAACGUAUACAAAUUGGGGUUUCUUUCAACCAGAAUUCCGUGGAGGAUGUGUGGCAAUGUCAAGUGGAAGAUACCUUGGAAAGUGGGAAGUCAAGGAUUGCCAAACAUUUAAAGCUUACUCUAUUUGCAAGAAAUACAUUGGACCAAAGAGAGAAACAGAGAUAAUGCCGAAAAUCACUGACCCUUGCCCAAAAGGGUGGUCCAGGGGUUCAGGUUUUGCUUGUUAUAAGUUUUUUCAUAAGGAAAGAUUGCUGAGAACCAGAACUUGGGAAGAAGCUGAGAGAUUUUGUGAAGCUCUUGGAGGACAUCUUCCUAGUUUCAGCCACUCAGAAGACAUUAAGGAACUCCAUACAAUACUGAGGGAGAUCAUCAGUGAUGACAGAUGGGUCUGGAUUGGGCUAAAUAAGAGGAAGCCUGAUUUUCUGGGUUCAUGGCAAUGGAGUGAUGAUAAGCCGGUCUCGACUGUUGUUAUGCCCCUGGAAUUUAGAGAAGAUGACUAUGAGCUUCGAGACUGUGCAGCUAUCAAGACCCUUGGGCGAAAACGCGGACCAAUGUGGCAUAGUUACCUAUAUGGACCUAGAGAAGACGAUUUCUACUUAAAGCCUUUCCAUUGUGAUGUAAAACUUGAAUGGGUAUGCCAGAUCACUAAAGGUAGUACUCCAAAGACACCUGAAUGGUACAAACCAGAUGAAGAAGGAAUUCAUGGGCCAACAGUGAAUAUUGAUGGGUCAGAAUUCUGGUUCGUGGCAAAUAAGAAUCUGAGCUAUCAAGAAGCUUCCUUGUAUUGUUCUGAGAAUGGAAGUGACUUGGCUUAUGUGACCUCCUUCACUGCGCUGAAUGGAAUUCUAAACACAAUUUUAAAAUUAUCGGCCGAGAAUCAGAACUGGUGGUUCAAAUACAAAAUUCCAACAACUUACUACCGUUUGCCCUUUUUUUCACACUAUUUUGAACACAACCCCAGAAAAUGUUGGCACAUCUCUUAUCGAUCCUGGCUAAGAGGCAGUUCAUUAGACUGCAGCACAAAACUGCCUUUCAUUUGUGAGAAAUACAAUGCAUCAUUAUUGGAGACAAGAGAACCAGGCUAUAAACCACCUCAGAGAAGCUGCCCUGAAAAUUGGAUUUUUUCCCUAAAUAAGUGUUAUCGAAAGGUGACCCCUCAGAACCUGACAUUUAAAAAAGCAGAUGAAUAUUGUCAAUCGUUAGGAGGAUUCCUUCCUUCAAUCAAAAGCCAGACUGAACAAGACUUUAUAACAACCUUACUCCCCAAUCUGCCGCCAAGGAUUUGGAUUGGUUUACGUUCCCAAGUGCAUAUGCACGUAAGCAAGUGGAGUGAUGGCAGCGAUUUAGAUUAUGUCAAUUUCCAUCCUUUGCUUCAAGGAAGGCUAGGAAAAAUUCAGUUUGAUAUAUUUAAUGAGGAAGAGAGUAACCAGUGUGGUAUUUUGCUCAAUAAUCCCAAAGCUCAUCUAGGAACUUGGAAUUUUACUUCUUGUGCUGAUACUUUGCCUUUGGCCAUAUGUCAGAAGGAUCCAGAUCCUGUAGAAAACCAGACAGUACAAGUGCCUGAACUUACCAUGAAAUAUCUAAAUGUCACCUAUACCCUAAUUCUGAAGAAACUGACAUGGUUUGAUGCCCAGGAAGAAUGCCUGAAGAGCAAUAUGAGGCUGGUUAGCAUUACAGAACCAUAUCAACAGGCUUUUCUUGGUUCUCAGGUGGCUCUCCAUAAUUACCAGCUCUGGAUUGGGCUCUCUAGCUAUGAAGAUGGAAGACAUUAUCACUGGUCAGAUGAAAAAUACAUUAGUUUCAGUCGUUGGUCUGAAGAAGACAAAGAUUUGGUUGACGACUGUGUGUAUUUGGACACGGAUGGAUUUUGGAAAACAUCUGACUGUGAUGCAGAGAAACCAGGAGCAAUUUGCUACUCACCCGGAAAUGACACUGAAACCCAAGAAGCAUAUCAUGAAUCAAGUAAAUGUCCACACAAGGUUAAGAAUACACCAUGGAUAGCAUAUCGAAACAGUUGUUACACAUUUCUAAUACCACAAAAUAGAUGGGAAGGAUUGAAAGCAGUUCAAGCUAACCAUUUAUGCAUGAAAAUGAAUUCAAAUGCAUCACUUUUGAAUAUCAGGGAUGAAGAUGAAAAUGAUUUUAUUCUUGAACAGUUUCAGUCUUUCAGUGGUCUUGUUCGGUGGAUGUGGUUGGGUUUGAUUUAUGACACUGACGGUAACCAUCUGAAGUGGUAUGAUGACACAUACGUGUCAUAUAACAACUGGAGAAAUGGACGACCUAACAUCAAGAGUAAAUUCUUUCUUGCUGGCGUUAACCUGGAUGGCUUCUGGGACAUUUACGAUCAUUCGCAAAAUAAAUGGUUAUAUUGGCAAUUUGGUUUUCAUACCAUCCUGGUCUGCAAGCUAGACCUAGAGCCCAAAAUCCGCCAACCUCCGCUUCCUAAAAACCUGCCCUACAAAAACAAAGUUUACUGGAUUCUUCGGAAACAGCUCAAUUGGUAUGAUGCGUGGAAAGAAUGCAAACAGAAAGGAAGCGAUUUAGCCAGCAUUCACAGUACUUCCGAACAAGUCUUUCUGGAAGAUAUUAUAAAGCGUGAUGGAUUUCCAUUGUGGAUUGGUUUAUCUAAUCAUAAUGGAAAUGAUUCUGAUUUUGAGUGGUCUGACGGCAGCCGGUUUGACUACCAGCCUUGGGAAUAUCAACAUUCUCAUUCUUUUGGAAAUUGUUUUGCUGUGGACACUAAAGGAAUUUGGAAUCGCAGGAAAUGCACUUCUCGAGGUGAUGGUGCUAUCUGCUACUCUUCUUCAAACAAAGUGCAAUUAAAGCAAACUGAAACAUCAUCAAAGUGUCCAGACUCUCCUAAGGGAGCAUCACAAUGGCUAUACUACAAAGAAUAUUGCUACGCAUUUGAUAUGGCGUUUUAUAAUUAUUCCACAUAUACUGCAGACACAGCUAGGAAAGUUUGCAAGAAACUUGAUCCUUCUGCAGAUCUUCUGACUAUCAAGGAUGAAGAGGAGAAUAAAUUUGUGAGCGCACACUUGAAAGAAUAUUAUUUUAUUACUGGAAAAGUAUGGCUUGGAAUGCAAUUUAAUGCUAAGUCCUUGAACUGGUUUGAUGGCUUUGAGGCUAAAUAUACAAAUUGGGCCAAUGAAACUGAAAAGGCUAAUGGUCAGUGCAGUGUUAUCUUUUCAGCCAAUGGGACAUGGUCCAAAGCAGAUUGCAACAAUGAACCAAGCAGAGUUGUUUGCAAAACUUCUCAAGUCUCUCGUCAUUCAAGAGGGGCAAUAGCAGUGUGUGUUAUAAUUGUUAUAGCCCUCCUUGUUGGAUUAGCAUACUUCCUGUAUAGAAAGAUGCAACUCCGCUCAUCUGGACUGGCCUCUGUUCGCUAUGAGAGGGGAAUGCAUGACGAUGAAACUGACACCAUGUUUUCUAGAAAUGAUGACUGAUAACCAUUUUCUGCAUGGCAUACUGAAACCCAUUUUCAAAUCAGCUCCUGAGCAUCUUUCAAAGAUGCUAUAGACUUUCAUUCUUGGGGUUUACUGACACCUUCCCUUUUUUUCAAGUUUAGGGGCGAAAAAGGGAUCUUUAACAACAAUCAAACUUUGCACUUUUCGUGACCUGAGAUUUGCACGUGGCUUGAAGUAUAGUGCACGGAACGAUUCUGACAUUAGGAUAUUCUGUACCAUUUACCCAAAUGAAGUAAGAUAGCAGAGGGCCAGAGAAUUACUUGAAAUAUAACUUAUUGAAAAUAAAGUAUGUGAUAGCUUAUGGUGUUAAAAAUAUUAUAUUUUCAAAGUUAAAGAUUACUUUGAGUCAAGCUCAGCUUUUGAUUGCUAUGUGUAUGAUUUAUUUGGCAACAGAAUGAAGAGAUCUGGGAUUUCUCAUCCAAGCAUAAGCAGGUCCAAACUUGCUUACCAUUUCUGAGGUCACCAAGGUCAGUGAGAUAUUGCCAUCUGCUCUGAUCCUUUUUAUUAUCCUUCAGAACUUUUGGGGCCAUUCUGAUUUUCAAUAAAAGCUCUCAAAGAUUCCUUCUGUCUUUAAAACAAAUGUAUUAAGAAUUACAGUUUUUUAAACAGAUAAAACUACAGACAAACGUGUAUGUAUAGAUAUAUAGAGAGAAAAAGAAAACCAAACAGUGUAGAAAAAAAAUCUUCUCCCUCCAAAAAAUAGUAAAACUUCUCCUUUCAUACCCAAUAAACUUAUUCAAAUUGACAAUUUAUUGCUGUCUUUUAAAUUACAAUCAGCUACAUCUUCAUUCCAUACCUCAUCCCAUUUUCUAUAAACUUGUUUUUAAAUUUUCAGCUUCCCUUAUUAAUCAACAAAAGUCCAGUAAAAAUUAACAAAAAUACCUAAGGACAUGAGUAUAUAAUCCCCCUUUCUAUUUAGCCUAAAUCUCCCGCAGCCCUCUUAUGUAUUACAAAGAUAAGAAUAAUAAAAUUGAAAGCUGUUAAACUUUAUCAGAAAUAUUAAAUCUUUAUUUAGAUUUCCAAAAAUGGUAAUGUAUUUUAAUCAGUCAAAUAAAACAAUUUUGUAUUUUUUUCUUUUGUCCUCCCAGUUAUCUCUGAAUCCCAUAAAGUUCGAGCUCCUGUUUUCCUGUAGUCUGUCUCUCUCCCUCUCCCUCUCCCUCUCCCUCUCUCUCUUUGAGUUGUAAUUUUUAGGUCCAGCUUAAACUUCUUUUCAGUUGUCUUCAAAAGAGUUCAUCUUCAAUAACAUUAUUUCCAGGAAAGAAUUAAAGCAGCUCAAGCUCUUCAGAACCUAUAGAUCAAAAACUCCUUUUAAAGUAGCCAUCAUGUACUUGUUUUGUUUUAAAAUGUAAACAACUCAGAUUUUUCCCCACAUGAGGUCUUUCUAAUUAGUUUUGAAAUCUUUCUUUCUUAAAUUAAUUUAAAGCCUUAGCCAUUAAAACUUUUUCAAAACAACUCUAAAAUCAUUGCUUCAGUGUAUAUUGUAAAAAGUUACCAAAAAAAACUGUAGAAGACUUACAAAGCUGAAAAAAACAUUGUUUUAAACAGACUGAAAGGACAUUUACCCAACAACUAGCAUAGUAGUCUUUGUAGUUCUGAAGUAUUUUCAAUCUUAAAAGAGGCUGUAAAAACUCCAGUGUGAUUAAAAACAUGAGGUUUGAUCAAGCCUUGAGUCCUUAAAGGUUUCAUUUGAAGCUCAAAGGAGGGUAGAAACCAGAACUCCCAGCUGUUUGCAAGCAGCUGCGAAAACAACAGUUUCUACAGAAUUCAGCUGACUGAAAUACAUAUGGGAAAUCUCCAGAUCUCUCUCUCUCUUCUGGAGAAAAUUUUGACAGUCUAGGUCUUGCAUCUAAGUGCCUUUUUGACCCAAAUGCCACUGCAUCCACCUAGAGUAGAUAAGAUUGCAGGUAUUGGCUUGCCUUGCUGCAUCAGAAACCCCAGAGUUCUUCAUCUUGAUCAAAGUAACAAAUUCAAUUUGUAUUCAUUUACUGUAUUAACUUUUAAAGCUUGACUCUUAUAUUUUUUGUAGCUACUACAAAAGAAUAGCAACAAGUUAUUGUCAGAUUUUAUUUUUCUUAGAUUUUUCUCCUGGGUUUGCCGUAUACACUGGAACAGGUUAACCUCAGUUCAAGGGCUAAAUGAAAGUUUUGGAACCCUACUGUCCAUUUGCUAUCCCAGAUUCACGAAUGAAACUGUUUAUUAUUAUUAUUAUUAUUUAUGUUAAGACUUAAUGUUUUUCAAAAGAGGUACUAAGUAUUUUCUUUAUUUGUAUUCGAAAUACAUUGACUGUAAUCUAAAGUCUUAUUUUCAUAGUCAGAGAAUGCUUUACUCGUGCUUAAACUGGAGCAUCCAUAAUGUUUUGUUCUGGUCUGAUUCCAUAGCACUGUAUUGGUGAUUUCUCCUAGCCAUUCAUGCCAUCAACUUCCUCUUCCUCAUUCUUUGUUGUGGAUGGAUUUUUCUGAUGGUAUUUGUAACAUGGAACAAUUCAAUACAGAGUAAACACGAUAUUUUUUCAGACCUUAAUAAACUUUGGAAAAGUUACGUUAUAAAAACCUUCUGAUUUCAAUAGCGUUUCCAAAGAGGUAGUUCAGCUGACUUUAAAGCCAAAGCAUUUCAUGGCAUUAGAAAGACUAGUAAAAUUUGUUAGCCUUUAAGGUGCCACAAACACAUUCAAUUUUAUGAUUUGAUUUGUAGCAUUUCUUAAAACAUUUCCUUUAAUGAAACUCACCAGAGAGAUAAUUAACAUCCACUUUUGAAACCUCAGAGGAACGCCAUCAGAGGUUAGAGGGGAAAAUAUUGGUUUAUUGCUAAGUUAGCACUUUUACUGCUAAGUUAGCUCUUUUAAAAGAUAGUGAAUAUGCAUCUCUGGAAUUACUGAUACCUUCUUUAAAAAAAAAGAUCAAGCAUGUUUCCUAUUUCAUAUACAAGAGGAAAUGCACUCCACAGCAUUUAUUAAACAAAUGCUACAUGUGCCCUUUAUGAAAAUAAGGAUGUUUUGUGUGCCUUCUAGAAUUCUAUAUUCUAUGGUUCCAGUGUAAUGGAUGUACAGUUUUAUGCACAAAGAUGGCCCUUGUAGCAAAACAUAAACCCAAGCCUACAACUUAUUCCUUUCGAAUUCCUUUUUUCAAGACAUCCUGUGUGGUCUUUAUAAACAUGUGCGUAAAUACAUCCUUUUCUCUAGAAGUGAACAUUUGCUUUUAAUUUUUUUAAGGUUUAUAGUUUUAACAUGUUUUUAUGUUAUUUUAUUAUUACUGAUAAUGUUUUAAUUCUUGAUUGAGAGCAGCCCAGAUUUUGUUGUAAGACAGGUGGUUAUAUAAAUGUUUUGAAAUUGGACAGAAAGCCAUCUUUUCUGCAGUUAAUUGCACUGCUUUCUGUAUGUUCAUUUCUGCACUUGACUUUUAACGAUUGGAGGGUAUUUUACUAUGAUUUUUCCAGGGAUGUCACCACAAUGUGUGUGAGGACCUAAUAAAGAAAAGAGAUAGUUUGCACUAAAGAAGUGAUGGCUGUUCUUUUUUUAUAUAUAUACCAUUUGUAAAAGAAAUGCCUGGAUGCUUGUAUCUGCUUGGUGUCAGGAGUCAAAGGGACAUGAACCCUAACCUAAAACUAGAGAUAGGAGAAGUGCAUUAAGGAGAAAUAGGCCAGUGACCCUGCUCUUGUUGCAGUUUUUCAUAGAUAAAGCAUUAUCCUUGUGCAAGGGCACUCCAGAUAGCUUUUCUAGUUUCUGCUAGCUGAACUCGGAAUGAGUAGUCUGCCAAAUAUUGUACCUUGAGGACGUGGGGAUUGAUGUAACUUUGCAACAAGAGCCAUUUUAAGGAACUACAUUGAAGAAAAUCGGUACCAAAAGUGCUGAAAUGCCUGUGAUGUAGUUCUUAAAUUAACAGCCAAGUUCAGCCUGCUAAAUAAGAGUGAUAUGUAGAUACCUUAGGCUGUGUAAGGAAGCCUUGUUCAGAAAACCAAAAUGCCUUUAUCAAAGUUUAUAGCUGACAACAACUUUUGUAUACUGUUUAAUCAACUUGCCAAGGAGGUAGUUGUUAAUGUCAUCUUCUGCCAGACCACGUCAGCCGCUAAAUAGCAGGACUGAAAAAGAGUCCCCAUAACAAACCCCUGCAAAUCACACAAAGGCAGGCCACUUACCCUAUGUUAAGAUCAUAUUUUCACAAGACUUGAUUAUCAUGGUCAAGAGAUAAAGAGCACAAGAUAAAGAGUUUAAAAGCAAGUAAUGUUUUUGUGUAUGUUUGUGAUGUUCUGUUUAAUAAGUUUGUGCAACCCUACUGACACAAGGUUAUUUUGCACUCACGGGUUAUUUUAAUGUGAAUCUAUACAUAGAAUAGGGCUAUUCAAUCAUUCAGCAUAGAAAUAAACAUGAACAAAAUAUUCCACUGUUUCUAUGAAGGAUUUACAAUCUAAAACUUAUAUUGUAAAUGGUUUUAAUUCUGCUUGAUUUUUUUUUCCAUACAAAAAUAUACUUGGACAAAUGGGAAAAAAAUAUGUGGACUAAUACAGAUGCCUUAAUGUAUCUAAUUAGCUCUCUUGUAGGGAGUUUGCAAUGAAGCUUACCUGUGGUGGUGAUACCAAAAGAAACAAGAUUUAUAAAAAGCUUCAAUAAUUGCUAGAUUUGGAAGUGUAAGAAAAUUACAUUGAUUCAGUUCUUCUCUCAUUAAAAUAUUUUUUAUGCUUCAUUAUUUUUUAAAAAAUAUUGAUGUUAAUAAAGCUGUUUAAAAAUUCA
Ahaetulla prasina is the source of this 10169-nucleotide messenger RNA. RefSeq names its product lymphocyte antigen 75 (gene LY75). The record is from RefSeq and is a predicted model, not a curated record. The transcript is spliced from 35 exons. Gene Ontology annotation, molecular function: signaling receptor activity. The coding region runs from base 233 to 5425 and encodes 1730 amino acids. NCBI's taxonomy places the organism in Eukaryota, Metazoa, Chordata, Lepidosauria, Squamata, Colubridae.